AUGCCAGAUACUCUAUACAACUUAUGCAUCGAAAAAUAUUCAAAUUCUCUUUGUGAAGGACAGCUACAUCUGAAAAGAAACGAUUUGGACAAUAAGUUAGGUGUCGCAGUAUACGAGAAUCUUGCACAACCAAAACGAAAUACUCCUCCAGAAGUUUUCGAGAACUUUGUUAGAAGUUACAAUUUCGAUAGGCUCAAGUGGAAUGUUUGUAAUAAUGAUGAGGAAAGUUAUUGGACUGCUCCAAGUACGCAAAUUUUGAAAGAGUUUCAAUUAUGUACUCAAGAUCGUAUUGAUGGAGAGAAAAUUGAAACUUUACUGCAAAAGAUGGUUAAUGAGACUAGCCGGCAAACAAUGACCAGACUCGAGAUCCGAUGCCGCGUAGUUGAUUUAGCUCUUUUCAAACGUGGAUGGAUGAAAUCUAUAGCUCAAUUUCUACCGAACCUCCAAUUUUUAAGCCUUUACAAAGUUCAAUUGGGGAAAACAGAAUUCGCAGGCCUCUGUAAAUCAUUGCCAACUUUGAGAGGUUUUGAACUCCGAGAAUGUCGAGAUUGGAAUAUUGAUGGUAUUUCGCUCUUGUCACAUCUGGAGCAUCUAUGUCUACGAAGAAAACAAUUCACGCUCAGCGAAUAUUACGAGGAAAUUUCCCAAUUGCCAAAAUUGAAAAGUUUGGAUACUAAUGUUGGUUUAUUUUAUCAAAAUGACUUAUCAGUGCGCAAAGAAGCAUUUCCGGCCCUGGAACAGUUGGAUAUUUAUUGCAGUCGGGUUGACAUUUCAUGCUUUAAAAAUUUUGUAGAGACACAUCCAAAAUUGAAACAUGUUAACUUGAUUUACACAGAUUUAAGCGAGCAUGCGGACUUCAAAAACUCGAAUACCAAGUUUUUAACAACUGGAAGCUUGAAAAGUUGUCUUGCAUCACUCGAAUUCAAUGGAAGGCCGGAAAGAUUCCCUAAAAUUUAUGAGAUUAUCAGACAAAUGCAAAUUUAUCUGCACAAUUAUGAGCAGCAAUCAGAAGACAUUUUGAGAAAGUGUCCAGAAGUGAUGAUUCGAUCUUGUAAAAAGGUCAAUUUGCAAUUCCAACUCUUGAUAUCAACAGUUCGUUGUUUGUGGCUACUAUUAAAGGAUGGUCGCUCCGAGAUAUUCACCUUUGAAGAGAAACAAAGUGUUUUGAAAUUUCUGCUGUAUGAGAGUAAUAAAAAGGAUCCAAAAAACGGAAAACUGUGCUUCAAAAUGGUAGAAGAGGCAUUCAAGGUGUUCUGCAUCCCAGAACUAAUCAAAAACUCUAGAGAAAAUGUUGACUCUAUUUUGAAGCUUGCCGAACAAUUCUGGGCGCAAUCAAUACGUGGAAACAGGUUUCCAUUGAACUGUUUGAUGGCUGUAUCGACAUGCUUGAAGUUAGUGACACCGGAUAAGAGAGAAAAACUGAAUUAUGAGGUUACAGCAUCGAUUAUCAGAUACGCGAAACAAGCAGUAUUUGAUAAUGAUGAAGUACAUCUGGAAUUGCUUCGAGUUGUUCGACUGUUAUUGAUGUUUGAGAUAACUGAAGAUAACUGGAACGAUAAGAAACUUCUGAAAGAAUCUUUGUUUGGUUUAUUGAUAGAUAUGGAUAAAUACAACAAUGAAGUAGUUCAAGUCCAGAUAUUAGAAGUUUUGGAGAUUUGUGUGCAGAAAGUGGAAAGAAAGCAUCGGCUCUGUCUUUUCCGCAAAAGCGUCUUUUUCAAAUUGGCAAAAUUUCUGCAACGCAAUGAACAAGUACAAAAAGCCGCUGUAUGUUUAUACGUUACUUUGAUGAAAAUGGAUGAUUUUCUUAUCACUGGUUCGGAAGAAUUGAAGAUCACCAUUUUGAAUUGUAUACAAGGUUACUAUAGACCGGAUGACCCUGAUGACUUGGCCAUUUUUAAAUGGGUAAAAUCGUUGUUCAGUAUUCCUGGAGUUGUUGUAUGGGCAAAUUGGGUUUUGGAGAAGUUUGAGGAGAUCGAGGAGCCAAAAGCGAAAAUUCGGCGAAAGGAAUAA
Molecule: messenger RNA, 2010 nt
Organism: Caenorhabditis remanei
Lineage: Eukaryota; Metazoa; Nematoda; Chromadorea; Rhabditida; Rhabditidae
Exons: 7
Coding region: 1-2010 (669 amino acids)
Cellular component (GO): Cul2-RING ubiquitin ligase complex
Source: RefSeq, a predicted model, not a curated record